This is a messenger RNA of Cryptomeria japonica (Japanese cedar), 1360 nucleotides long. RefSeq names its product thioredoxin domain-containing protein 9 homolog. Gene Ontology annotation, biological process: microtubule cytoskeleton organization. Gene Ontology annotation, cellular component: cytoplasm. The transcript is spliced from 5 exons. The coding region runs from base 379 to 1032 and encodes 217 amino acids. The record is from RefSeq and is a predicted model, not a curated record. NCBI's taxonomy places the organism in Eukaryota, Viridiplantae, Streptophyta, Pinopsida, Cupressales, Cupressaceae.
UUCAAAAUCACCUCUACGGCACAGGAAAGCCAAAUCCCAAACACAAAAGUGAAAAGGAUCGCCCAACGUACCAGUAAAAAAAUACACACACCAUUGCCCCUAGGGUUUGAUUUAUACGACAGGAUUUUAGCUACGGCUGUUAAGGUAUACAAUGUUGUGCAGUUGAAAGGACACUUUCAUUACUUACAGUAGAAAAGAGAAUUUUUUUCUCACUCGACCCGACCUGGCCAAAAUCGCAACCGGCUGAUCUCUCAAACCUUCAAUACCAUGAUACAUUGAAAUCGUCUGUCAUCAAGGAGAAAAGAUCUACAUUCUCAGCUGUGCAAGGAGGGUGGUUUUGAAGAAGACAUAAAUCAGUUGCUAAUUGAAACAAACAACAUGAACGGGGAGCCUGUGCAGAAGAUUAUCGAGAACCAAGUGCUGACCAUAGCAAAAGCAGUAGAGGAGAAGCUGGAUGAGCAGAUAUCUUGUUUAGAUCUAGAUCGGUUGGAUGAAGAUGAUUUGGAGCAGCUGAGAGAAAGAAGGCUACAGGAGAUGAAGAAGAUGGCUACAAAGAGACAGCAUUGGCUUUCUCUAGGUCAUGGGGAAUACCAAGAAAUACCCACAGAGAAAGAAUUCUUUGCUGUCGCCAAGGCAAGUGAGCGUGUUGUUUGCCACUUCUACAGAGAGAACUGGCCAUGCAAGGUAAUGGACAAGCACCUGAGUCUCUUAGCCAAACAACAUCUAGAGACACGCUUUGUGAAAAUUCAGGCAGAGAAGAGUCCAUUCUUGGCAGAAAGGCUGAAAAUAGUUGUUCUGCCUACAUUGGCACUGAUAAAGAAUGCCAAAGUUGACGAUUAUGUGGUGGGCUUCAAUGAGCUAGGCGGGACAGAUGAGUUCAGCACAGAAGAACUUGAGGAGAGAUUGGGUAAAUCCAAAAUAAUUGCAUUUGAGGGUGAAUCAUCUGAAGGCAGGUGGAGAUCCAAAGCUGCUUCUAACAAACGGAGCAUUCGACAAGGUGGUAACCAAGAUGAUUCAGAUUCAGAUGAUUGAUAAUUUUACCCGAAUAUAUGAAACGCCUUGUGCUUAGUGUAGUUGAAUGAUUAUAUUUUGAAGACUGGAACUGCUUUUCGGGAUCAAAUUUGUUAUGCAAUAGAGUAGCAAUUUGAAAGGGUUUUGAUACGUAAUCAAAACACAAUUUCUUCUCUCGAUCUUCUAAUCUUCUUCUGCUGGAGAAUCCUUUAGCAACAUUUUCUACUUAGCAGAAGGAUUUCUUUAUUUUUACAAUCAUAUAUACUCUUGUUUAUAGACUUUCUAAACAAUAUUUUUUUUUUUAAUGUUCAUUCAUACAAAUUAAUUGGGAUUAAUAAGUUCAAGUGCU